Molecule: messenger RNA, 540 nt
Organism: Belonocnema kinseyi
Lineage: Eukaryota; Metazoa; Arthropoda; Insecta; Hymenoptera; Cynipidae
Exons: 1
Coding region: 1-540 (179 amino acids)
Molecular function (GO): nucleic acid binding
Source: RefSeq, a predicted model, not a curated record
AUGAAUGCUUCUCAUUUCGAAGAAUGGUUUCGAGAGGUGCUCCGCAAGUUACCACCGAAAUCAAUUAUUGUGAUUGACCAAGCUCCUUACCAUACGAUGUUGGAUCCUGAAAGACGGAAUCCUACCUUCAGCUGGCGAAAGGAAAAUAUAAUUCAGUGGAUGACACAGAGGAAUAUACCACUUCCAACUGGGGCGGAUUCGUAUGAAGAUUUAAACAAAGUGAAUCUUCUGCAACUUUGUGUGCCCUACAAAUUCGAAAAGAGUUAUUUACUGGACCAAAUUGCAAAGGAAAUAAGAGGUGAUGAGGUUAAACUUCUUUGGUUGCCAGUAGCUCAUUGCAAAUUCAACGCGAUAGAGUGCGUGUGGACAUAUGUGAAGCAAAAAGUAGCUGCUCAAAAUGCCACCUUCAAAAUUAACGACGUACAGAGGAUUUGCGAGACAGUGAUGAACUCGGUGCCACCAACAAUAUGGGAAAAUUUUGUAAGGCACGUGGAAGAUUUAGCAAAGAAAUACACAGUAACUGAUGAUCUCUUGGAUUGA